This is a messenger RNA of Stereum hirsutum FP-91666 SS1, 1524 nucleotides long. Its product is annotated as amidase signature enzyme. The annotation marks the transcript as partial. The transcript has 8 exons. The record is from RefSeq and is a predicted model, not a curated record. NCBI's taxonomy places the organism in Eukaryota, Fungi, Basidiomycota, Agaricomycetes, Russulales, Stereaceae.
CGAGGAUGUUUUCGGGAAGCACCGCCAUUGCCGGACCUAUACGAAGCCUCUAUGUUGGAGCUUCAGGAUGGUCUGUCAAAGGGGUACUUCACCAGCGUCGAUCUUGCGUAUUUUGCUCGCAUAGAGGAGGUCAAUCAUCGAGGCGCGAAUUUGCAUGCCGUUAUCGAGACGAGCCCGAGUGCUCUGAAGCAAGCGGCUGCUUUGGACAAAGAGAGACGGAAGAAAGGCGCUCGUGGACCUCUGCAUGGAAUCCCCAUCCUCCUGAAGGACAACAUCGCCACUAAAAUUAGCGAUGGCAUGAAUACGACAGCGGGAUCAUAUGCACUCCUUGGAUCUGUACCUCCCAGGGAUGCGACUGUGGCUGCGAAUCUUCGUGAGGCGGGUGUCAUAUUCAUCGGAAAGGCUAGCAUGUCAGAAUGGGCACACAAUCGGGCGUUCAUUAUCCCUUCGGGUUGGUCAGGUCGUGGCGGCCAGGCUACGUCACCUUACUACCCUCUAGGCGACGCUGGUGGCUCGAGUACCGGUAGUGGAACGGGAACAGCUAUUGGUUUGGCUGCUGCGGCUCUGGGUACGGAGACGGACGGGUCGAUUGUUGGUCCUUCAUCGAGAAGUAAUAUCGUAGGAAUCAAGCCUACGGUUGGUUUGACAUCCAGAGCUGGAGUCAUCCCAAUUAUGCGCCAUCAAGACACCGUUGGGCCCAUGGCUCGGUCCGUCGCGGAUGCGGCUGUUCUCCUUACUACCAUUGCAGGACGUGACAUUCUAGAUAACUUUACCCUAGCUCAGCCAUCCCCAUUGCCCAAUUAUCUGGAUGCGCUGCAACCAUUUGGUCUUGCGGGCGUUCGGCUGGGUGUAGUGCGAAAUUUGAUGACGGAGAGAAUGGACUACGUUCACGAGGCAUUGAACCACUCGAUGGACAUUAUGCGAGGUUUGGGUGCGGAGAUUGUAGAAGCUGACUUCACGAACGAGUUCGAUAUCAAGAAAUCCACUGAGGGGCAGCAUUUGGUUGCUGCAAUCGAUUUCAAGGAAGAGAUAGAGGCAUAUAUUUCUAAACUCCUGGACGUCCCGACAGGCGUAAAAAAUAUUUCAGAUAUUAUACGGUUUAAUAUUGACCACGCCGAUCUCGAGUUGAUACCACCUUACUGCGCUACUCAGGAUGGGCAUAUCGAGGCUGAGACCUCGAUAAAAAACGAGACAUACUAUCAAGCCAUCGAGCGCAAUCACAACAUGGGUGGUAGGGAUGGUAUUGAUGCCACUUUGAAGAAGUAUCGUGUGGAUGCUCUUAUUCUGCCGACGAUGGUUCCACUCGGUUUCACACCCGACGACGUUAUUCCAGGGCCGGCCGAGCCUGUCAUCGAUGAAGCACCCGGAAUGCCGUUUGGACUCACAUUCAUGGGCACGGCAUGGAGCGAAUUUGAGUUGAUAAAGUAUGCGUACGCGUACGAGCAGGCGACGCAUGUGAGGUUGGGGAAAAGGGCGUUUGAGAUCGCGGUCCCGAAGACGCAAUUGAUUGAUGUUAUGAUAUGA